Molecule: messenger RNA, 926 nt
Organism: Hordeum vulgare subsp. vulgare (domesticated barley)
Lineage: Eukaryota; Viridiplantae; Streptophyta; Magnoliopsida; Poales; Poaceae
Exons: 4
Source: RefSeq, a predicted model, not a curated record
AUCAGGAAAGAAGCGCAACCAAAAACCGGAGGCCAAAGAAACGGCGACCAGAUGGCGGAAGCGAAAUCGACCGCCGGGGAUGUCAUGGACGCGGCGGCCAGCAGCGCCGGGCAGAGAACUGCCGGGGUGGCCGGCCUCCUCCGCGGGUUCCUCGCCUUGCAGCAGCGCCGCGCCGAGGCUUACUCCAAGCUCCGAAGGGGUUUCUCUGAAUAUAUGGCUAAUGGAGGUGAAUGUGCUUAUCAACAACUAUGUGGGAAUGUUACAGCCGAAUUUAAUGAUUGCUCAACACAGAUUCUUGAAAUGGUGUCCCUCUUCUCAAAGCCAAAUUUUUGUCGUGGAGACCUUGCUAACUUAUUGAAGGAUGUGCAAGCAUGUGAGAGAGAUAAGUUGGAGCUGACAGCGAGGAUUCAGGUGUUGAAGAAAGCUGGCCGUCCUUCGGAACGCCUGGUAAACCAUGAGCACUGCAGGUCAAGCAGCACGUCCCAGCAUGUGUGUGCGAACCUCAAGGAGAUAACCGAGGCUUCCGGCACGGAAGACGCCGAGGCGGACGCAGAGUACGAUGCUGCUCUGAAGGAGGCCAUACAGAGCAUUCAGGAGGCAGUGACCAGAAUUAACGAGCAUAUGGAGGAGGUGCGGUACGAGAUCGACGCCCUCGAGGCAGACACGGUUGACAGCAGGCUGAGUGAAGUCGAGGAAGCUUUCCCUGAUGCUCUCUUGAUAGAGUAGAGGAGUGAUAGUCGCUGAAGUCUUAGGCCGGGGAAGGGUUUCUAAGCAGAGUUGGCUGCGACAUGGAGUAUUUGAAGAAUUAGAGCUGUUUUCGUAGUUAAUUUUUGUGAAAAGUGAGAAUGGAUAGCCUGUUUCUACUAACAACAAACAAUAUUAGCGUGCUAGCUAUUUGAAAGAGGUGAUAUGAAGAUUUUAGUUAA